Messenger RNA from Aphanomyces astaci, 276 nucleotides. RefSeq lists its product as hypothetical. Bases 1 to 276 code for a protein of 91 amino acids. The transcript is spliced from 2 exons. NCBI's taxonomy places the organism in Eukaryota, Oomycota, Saprolegniomycetes, Saprolegniales, Verrucalvaceae. The record is from RefSeq and is a predicted model, not a curated record.
AUGUCGGACAAGUUUGGUUCGUGCGUGUCGUCGAAUGAACGCCACACCCUGGAGACUAACCCCGGCUGCGUGGCACGAAUUCCACCUACGCUUGGGUCAACCACUCCGAAAACGUUGUCAACCCCAUCAACGGUGCCCACGCACAGUCAAUCGAAGAUCUCUGCUAGACGGCACUUGGACGCGAAAGUUUUUGCCGUCAACGAAUGCAAACACCCCGACCACAAGCAGCUCGCGCUCUUGAGUUCUUCUGGACCAGAACAGUUGAGUCCUCUUUGA